AUGGUAGGCCUUAGAGCGCUUGAUGAGGAGAUAGGCAAGAAUGAGAUGGUUAUUGCCUUUGCGCCUAUUCGACUAAUUGCUGCGGGCGGAUUCUUGGCUGUGAUGAUGCUUCACAACCGGACAGCUACUGGUGACUUGGACUACCUGAUGGAGCCUGAAUGGUCGUCCGACGUUGAUAUCCAGAAGCCGUUUCAUGAUGCAAUCGUCAAAGUCAGCCGCGAUCUUGACUAUAACAUCGAAUGGGCCAAUGAAGACAUAGGCUUAUUUGUUACUAAGGACACGAGAAACUAUCUUUUUAGCAAGGCAGAGGAGCAGAAUAUUGUGUUAUUCAAAGGAAACUAUCUCGUUGUCUUAGCUGCGCCUAUAGAAUGGGCACUUGAACGGAAGAUCAGGAGGAUCUAUGCAGCAGACCGGGGGCGGAAGACCGAAUUUGACAUGAGCGACUGCCUCGCAAUGCUGGGAUACUUGCGAGAGCAACAGAAUGGGCCACUGAAUCGUGAGCAUAUCCGUACCCUAAACGUGAAUAACUUUGAUGUCUUGCCCGACAACAUGACCAUGGAGAUAAUAGCCAUAGCCUACCGAGAAAAGUUUGGCGAGGAGAUUUUCCAGAGCUAA
Messenger RNA from Nannizzia gypsea CBS 118893, 615 nucleotides. RefSeq lists its product as hypothetical. The transcript has a single exon. Bases 1 to 615 code for a protein of 204 amino acids. The record is from RefSeq and is a predicted model, not a curated record. Lineage: Eukaryota; Fungi; Ascomycota; Eurotiomycetes; Onygenales; Arthrodermataceae.